CAAACAUCAUUCAGAUCAUGUUGAGAUUGUGUCGUAAUGCCUGUUUCAGAAGACAGUUCUCAGUAACCCCGCAAAGAUAUUACAAGGACUACUAUCUCACCAAAGGCGUACAAGACAGUUUGCUUCGAAUCAACCUCAGUCGAGCCAACCAACUUAUCGGUGUCUGUUCAUCCAGAGGCACCCGUGAAUCCAACGAGGAUCAAUACAGCGCUGUCUCUCUAGAAUUACCCGACUCUCCCCAAAUGCCCAAGCUCAAUAAGGACGCACAACGUGCCUACAUUGGUAUCUUUGACGGACACGGUGGCCCUGUGGUUUCGGAUUGGCUUGCGAAAAAGUUACAUGAAACGAUAGAGACAGUAACAUUAGCAGAUUUUUAUGAAACAUUGGCCUUCUUACGCACCUAUCGAGGUUACUUUCGUCGUUUCCCCAUACCUACCAUCAUCAAAUCACUGGUGGACGAAAGUGGGAAACCGAAAGCCGGUAUCGACAUUCACGAUUUAUCUUUAGAACAACGACUGACGAUCGCUUUCCUCUAUGCCGAUAUGCUCUGUCUUAAACAAUCCGGUGCUGUCAUGGACGAUGCUCAUGCAGACGAUGAGGGCUCCACAGGAAGCAUUGUGAUUAUUGAACCACGCGAUGCCCAAUCCUUUUGGAACAGUCAGGAUUAUGACUUGGUCAUUGGUCAUGUAGGAGAUACUCGUAUUUUAUUAUGUGAUUCUCAUACGGGACAUGCCAUUCCUUUAACCACAGGCGAUCAUCACCCGGGCAAUCCCAUUGAAACCGACCGAUUACGAAAAUACGCAGGAUUUGUCACCACGGACUCAUGGGGGGAUGAACGCAUCAUGGGCAUGUUGGCCACCAGCCGUGCUUUUGGCGAUGCUAAAUUAAAGAGGUAUGGUGUCUCGGCUGAACCCGAUAUUGUCCGAUAUAGAGUUCACGCAAAGAAUCCCGCUGCCUUUCUGGUAUUGGUGACGGAUGGCAUCACCUCUGUCAUGUCAGACCAAGAAAUCGUUGACUUUGUGAAGCAGUGUAACAGCCCUUCGUUGUCUGCCAAGAAGCUGGCCGAUGCAGCAGAUGGGUUGCAUAGCGACGAUAAUGUCACAGCAGUGGUUGUCAGGUUGAAGGACUGGGGUAAAAGAAUGCAUGAUUACACAAAGGAACUCCGAGCAUAUAGACUGGAGAAUACCACGAUGAGUAGUCGACAAUCGUGGUGAUUAAAAUUUGUCACAAGGUCUUUUUUUUUUUUUUAUGUGUGUGUGUGUGUGUGUGUGUGUGUGU
Mucor mucedo is the source of this 1278-nucleotide messenger RNA. RefSeq names its product phosphatase 2C-like domain-containing protein. Bases 18 to 1214 code for a protein of 398 amino acids. Gene Ontology annotation, biological process: protein dephosphorylation. The transcript has 5 exons. NCBI's taxonomy places the organism in Eukaryota, Fungi, Mucoromycota, Mucoromycetes, Mucorales, Mucoraceae. The record is from RefSeq and is a predicted model, not a curated record. Gene Ontology annotation, molecular function: protein serine/threonine phosphatase activity; cation binding.